AUGGAAGAAAUUCCGGGAGAGACAAGAAAGUUUCUAACACCGGAACAAAAAAUGUGCGAGGAUCAUUUUGUGGCAAAUACAAAACUUUUGCCUAUAGGUCGGUUUGAGGUAAAAUUGCCAUUUAAAUCUUCGCCGAAUUCACUUGGUUCGUCGUUUGAAGCAGCCAAAAGUCGAUUCCUUGCACUUCAGAGAAAAAUUUCAAGAAAUAAUGAUUUGAGAGCAAAGUACAUGGAUUUCAUGAAUGAAUAUCUAUCAUUGGGACAUAUGUCACCAACGAAUAAUGAGAUUCCCAAAUUCCCACACUAUUUCAUUCCACAUCAGCGUGUCUUGCGAACGCAAAGCACAAGUACUAAGCUUCGUGUAGUUUUUGAUGCAUCAUGUAAAACGCCUACUCAAGUUUCUCUGAAUGACAUCUUGAUGGUUGGGCCAACCAUUCAAGAGGAGCUGUUUUCGACAUUGCUCCGUUUUCGCACUCAUAAAUAUGCCAUUACGGCUAAUAUUGCGAAAAUGUACCGGCAAGUUCUCAUUGCUGAAGAGCAUUCGAUUUACCAGCUCAUAGUGUGGAGGCAGAAUCCCUCUCAACCUUUACAAUAUUUUCGCCUUAACACUGUUACGUAUGGCACUUCUCCAGUACCAUUUUUAGCAAUACGGUGUUUGAAGAUGUUGGGCCAUAUCUCCAAAGAUUCAUACCCUACGGGGUCAAAAAUUGUUCAAAACGAUUUUUAUGUGGACGAUCUUUUAACUGGUGCCGAUGAAAUUGAAACCUUAAAAACUAUUCAAUAUGAAAUGGAAGAAGUAUUGAAACAGGGUGGAUUUCAGUUGGCUGAAUGGUAUUCAAACCAUCCAGAAUUGUACAAUGCUGAAAGUACAGAAAAAUCCAUAAAAUUUAAUGACUCAGACCGUACAAAAACUUUGGGAAUUUGUUGGCAGCCGAAAAAAGAUACAUUUUCUUUCAAUCUGGAAGAUACUUUCCAUGAUCUAAAAACCACCAAACGAAAUAUUCUUUCAGUUUCUGCUCGUCUGUUUGACCCUCUUGGUCUACUAUGCCCCAUCGUUACCAAAGCAAAAAUCUUAUUGCAAGAGCUUUGGAUUGCAAAACUUGAUUGGGAUGAGUCGAUUCCAUUGCGCCUUGAUACUUGUUGGCAAAACUUCAAAGCAAAUCUUUCUCAGUUCUCCGAGAUAAAAAUAUCAAGGUUUGUCGAAACCCAUUCGAAGUCAAAAAUUCAAAUUCAUGGGUUCGCCGAUGCAUCGAUGAGAGCUUAUGGAUGUUGCAUUUAUAUCCGAAGUCAAAGUACGGCAGAUAUCAAGUCGACGCUAUUAACUGCAAAGUCCAAAGUGGCUCCUUUAAAAACUAAAUCGCUUCCGCGAUUAGAACUUUGCGCAGCGCAUACUCUUUUUAAAUUAUGGUUAAGAGUAUCGGCAAUGUUGAAUCUUGACGAUGACCAAAUUGUUUUUUGGACCGACUCUGAAAUAACGUUGCAUUGGAUAAAAACCCAUCCAACUUCACUUACAACUUUUGUAGCAAACAGAGUUUCAGAAAUCCAAGAGUGGACAAAUAAUGUAUCAUGGAAACAUGGUCCAACAAAUCAAAAUCCAGCAGACAUUGUGUCUAGAGGAUGUAACGUCGAUGAGCUCAAUAGUUCAAUAUGGUUUAAUGGACCGCCAUUCUUACUAGAAGACCCAAAAUUAUGGCCAGUCAAUUCGCAUUUCGAGUUGUCUCCAGAGAAUGAAGCUUUAGAAAAGCGAAAAACAAAUGUUGCUCUUGUAGCAGUUGAAAAUUGCCGUACGAAACUCAUGGAGCUUAUUGAAGAAGAAACGUCGUAUAUAGAAUUAGUUAUAACAUUUGUACGUGUAAUGCGUUUCUUUGCAGUUUUAAAAGAUAAAACAAAGGUAUUUGAAGAAUCACCCACGGCAGAAGAGUUGCAUUUAGCAUUUAGAAUUAGUUACAACAUUUGUACAUGA
This is a messenger RNA of Eupeodes corollae, 1962 nucleotides long. RefSeq lists its product as uncharacterized. The record is from RefSeq and is a predicted model, not a curated record. The transcript has a single exon. The coding region runs from base 1 to 1962 and encodes 653 amino acids. Lineage: Eukaryota; Metazoa; Arthropoda; Insecta; Diptera; Syrphidae.